This is a messenger RNA of Aspergillus mulundensis, 1905 nucleotides long. Its product is annotated as Zn(II)2Cys6 transcription factor. NCBI's taxonomy places the organism in Eukaryota, Fungi, Ascomycota, Eurotiomycetes, Eurotiales, Aspergillaceae. Gene Ontology annotation, molecular function: zinc ion binding; RNA polymerase II cis-regulatory region sequence-specific DNA binding; DNA-binding transcription factor activity, RNA polymerase II-specific. Gene Ontology annotation, biological process: regulation of transcription by RNA polymerase II; DNA-templated transcription. The coding region runs from base 1 to 1905 and encodes 634 amino acids. Gene Ontology annotation, cellular component: chromatin. The transcript is spliced from 7 exons. The record is from RefSeq and is a predicted model, not a curated record.
AUGGUAGACGAUGUCAUUCAAAACAGCGAUUUGGCCUGUUCCAUCUGCCAUGAAACCUUCCGACGCGUGGAACACCUGAAACGCCACGCCUUAACCCAUGACGAUGCCAAGCCCCAUGCCUGCCAAUUCUGCGGCGCACAGUACAAACGCAGCGAUGCCCUCCGCCGGCACUGGAAAACUUGCACUGCGCGGAUCGCGGCCGGGGUUGGUAUUCCCAAGCGCAGUCUAUCCGGCAAGCGGAAGCAAGCCUGUGACUCUUGCACUGCGAGAAAGCGGGCUUGUUCCACUGCGUUGCCGUGCUCGGAGUGCGCGAUGAGGAAGACCGAGUGCACUUAUCACCAAUCCCGGCCGAGCAUCUACAAUCGCCAAUCGCUACACUUGGCCAAAGAGGUAGUGAUUGAGGGAAAUGCGGCAGUUAGUGGCACGCACAGCGUCUCUUCGCCCGUACCCUCACGGGAGACAGCAGUGCAUGACCGAAUCCCGUCUCCAGGUCUUCAGCAUCCCCGGUUCGGGUUCCUUGCCAAUUUCACCAAAGCGGGUGGGUUGAACGAGGCGUACAGUUUCAAUUCGGGAUUGAUGAAUACUCGCCCAACACCUUCGCUCUUGGGCACCAGCGACACUGGACCUCUCGGGGACAGGGAUUAUUUGCAGGGAAUUGCCGCUUCAAACCCAUUUGACUGCUACUUCGACGAUUUUGAGCCAGGUCUAUGGGCGGAUGCAAAUACCUCCCGAAACCACGUCGAAGAGGGAUUGUUGGCUGAAAAGGCACGUCAGAUGUGGGACAGCCUGCGGCCUAUCCUGGACAGUCCCACGACACAUCACCUGAAUAUCACUUCGAGCGAAUGGUUCGAGUUCUUCUCUGAGAAUGCAACCCGGUACCUGCAUCUCUUCUGGUCGCGAUGGUACCAUCACUGCCCAAUUGUCCACAGCGCGACCUUCAACCUCAACACGUGUUCGCCUCUCUUACUUAUGACGAUGUGCCUGAUCGGCGCAUGCAUGUCCUCUCUAGACGCGGACCACCAAUCGGCGAAGCGGUUCUUGGAUGUAAUCGAAGAACUCAUCUUCUCGAAUCCACUGUUUAUGGAAUCGCCACGACUAGGAUCGACGGAUGAAAAUCUGCUCCAGACUCGAGACAAUGUUCAGAUCCUGCAAGCGAUGUGUUUCAUGUGUUUGCUGCAGAAGUGGGAAGGGAGCAUCCAGGCCAAGUUAAGGAUGCAGCGGCAUCGGUUUACGGCUUUUGUUGCGACUACACGGGCGAUGGGGCUAUCUCAGGCAAGGCAUCCUCGUAUCGAUCCUAAUUCGACUCUGUCCGUUGAAGCAUGGAAGGAAUAUACCCUCAAAGCCGAAAUGAUCAGAACCUUUAACCAUGUCUUCCUUCUCGACUCGGCUUUUGUCAUCUUCCACAAUUCUGUACCUCGCAUGGUCUUACAAGAGAUGACGAUCGAUCUGACCUGUCCGGAAGACGUGUUCCAGGCCGCGUCACCGGCCGAGUUUAUAGAGGCAUUGAAGUUACACCCAUUAUGCACUGUUCCUCUACUCACCGACUGCGUCCGCAACUUGUGUGCGGAAAGCCCCGAUCCAGGUGUGGUCGCGCAUCUUAGCCGGGAGAGUGCUCUCAAUUUGUUCACUAUUGCUACUGCUGUCCAUGGCCUGAUAUUUCACCAACUCCGAGCAUUCUCACCUCUUCCCUUGGCCACGGAUCCUCUAAGGCGAGCUUUGGGUCGGUGGGAGAAAGCCUGGGAAGUCAGCAUGGACAAGACCACCAACUUAACCAUGGAGGAUGGAGUCCUCCCCUUCCCGCUCCAUGCUCGGGAAUUUGCUGCACUCGCCCGCGUGCACAUCGAAAAGUCCCACCUAACGCCUGAAGAAUGGAACCUAAUGAUCAGACAGCUGCCCGAACAUUAG